AUGGUUGAAGCACACCUCAGGGCGAUAGCUGACAUACGCACGGCUACAAGUGACACCGCCGAUGUCAUUAAGUGUUCUCGAUGCAAUUCAACAAAUAUUCGAGAGCUCAAGGCAUUGGGUCGCCCCGUAGAGUUCUGGGACGAUUGGCUGGCGCAUGAAGUGGUCAACAAGCUCGCGUUUGAAACUCGAAAGCAGUGGGAGCUAUCACUAAUUAGUAAAGCGCCGCCGACGUUUGAACUGACAACUUUUUUGGAGGUAAGAUGUCGCUCAUUAGCUAUGCUUACUACGCCCGCUGCUCAGAUACCCAUGAGCCAUUCGACUAUGCCCAAAUCAACACGCAAAUCAGCCGAGGUGUUUCACGCGAUACCGGAACAGAACCACUCGCGCUGCAUGUACUGCAAUGCGGCUCACAAGAUUUAUUCUUGUGAAAAAUUUCACAGUUUAGAUUCAACGGCAAAAUCUAAAUGUAUAAAAGAAGCGAAAGCUUGUCUAAAUUGCUUGAGUCACGGGCAUUACAAAGAGCGUUGUAAUAACACAUCCGCGUGCCGAAUAUGUCACCAACGUCAUCAUACGCUGCUUCACAAUAUCGCAGGCCCAACCACUAGCACCGCAUUCAGUCACGUCAUCGAGUCUACUCGCACCGCUCCGAAUACCACCACCGCUUCUUCUGCUAACCAACUGACGAACACCGCUGCUGCAUGCAUUUCAUCCUGUUUGAGUUCUGGUUCUAGCCCGCUACCCUCAACGCAAAGAAUAGUCUUAUUAUCGACCGCUUUAGUAAGAGUUCGUGAUUUUGCCGGUCAGUGGCAGACUGCUCGGUUAUUGUUUGAUUCUGGAUCUCACGCCUCCUUCGUGACAGAGGCAUGCGUGCAGCGCUCGGGCCUACCUCGCAAAUCGUCGUCGGUAUUCGUCACUGGAAUCGGUGCAUCGCAAGGAGGUCGCUGUAGGGGUGAGACGUUACCCUCACUUUCAUCCUAUAGGUGGGAUGAAUGCUACGCCAUCAAUGCAUUGAUUCUUAAGAAAAUCACUAGUGAUUUGCCAAUGCGGUCUUUAAAUGUUCCAGAAUGGCCGCAUAUUCAUGGGCUAUUCCUAGCGGACCCGCAUUUUAUGAAGCCUGGCCGCAUAGAUAUACUGGUUGGCAUGGACGCGAUGGAUCAACUUAUCUGCAUCGAUCUUCGGAAGGGUCCAACUGGCACGCCUAUGGCACAGAAAACCGUUUUCGGGUGGACCUUGUUCGGAAGUGUCGACAGUUCUGCUUCAACGCCCCCUGCAUUUACCGCCACUGCAUUGCGAUGUUCAACUGGAUCGGGCGCUUACUAG
Rhagoletis pomonella (apple maggot) is the source of this 1320-nucleotide messenger RNA. RefSeq lists its product as uncharacterized. Lineage: Eukaryota; Metazoa; Arthropoda; Insecta; Diptera; Tephritidae. The transcript has a single exon. The coding region runs from base 1 to 1320 and encodes 439 amino acids. The record is from RefSeq and is a predicted model, not a curated record.